This is a messenger RNA of Debaryomyces fabryi, 384 nucleotides long. RefSeq lists its product as uncharacterized. The record is from RefSeq and is a predicted model, not a curated record. The coding region runs from base 1 to 384 and encodes 127 amino acids. Lineage: Eukaryota; Fungi; Ascomycota; Pichiomycetes; Serinales; Debaryomycetaceae. Gene Ontology annotation, cellular component: mitochondrial inner membrane. The transcript has a single exon. Gene Ontology annotation, biological process: mitochondrial respiratory chain complex IV assembly.
AUGGUACAUUUGGGAAGUAAACCAUUUCGAGGCAAAAAGGAGCAGGAAGCAUACGACCGGACGUUUGGUGGGAGAUACCAGAAGUUGUUGCGGAAGAACCACUUUUUAUACUUUGGGUUGCCAUUCAUUAUUUCGAUUGUGGCAGGCUCGUUGUAUUUGCAGAAGUUCACGGCGGUCAAGUGGGAGAAAUACGAUGAGAGAUACAGACAGGUGGGCGAAGAGGAGAUGUUGUCGAUGAUCGAGAAAAAGAGACCAGUGGACAAAAAGAACGAUUAUUAUAGGUUGCAGGGGCUCUUGCAUGACCACGAGAAUGAGGUGAGCUCUAACGACGACUACGAGAUCGUGAGAGUGAAGAGAAAGAAGGAGGACGAGCCAGUGUGGUGA